This is a messenger RNA of Fulmarus glacialis (Northern fulmar), 1828 nucleotides long. It is a transcript of the gene TPX2, whose product is annotated as TPX2, microtubule-associated. The record is from RefSeq and is a predicted model, not a curated record. Gene Ontology annotation, biological process: activation of protein kinase activity; regulation of mitotic spindle organization. The annotation marks the transcript as partial. The transcript has 10 exons. Gene Ontology annotation, cellular component: spindle; microtubule. NCBI's taxonomy places the organism in Eukaryota, Metazoa, Chordata, Aves, Procellariiformes, Procellariidae.
GACAACCUGUGAAGAGAACUGUUGGUCAAGUAACAAAGCCAAUUGACUUCCACUUCUGCACGGAGAAUAGAAUUAAACAACAUGUGGAAGGCCAACCUGGGAACGAGUACAAGGAACUGGAUUUUGCAGCGGUACUGAGAAAGCAUCCUCCUUCUCCGGGGCGAAUGCCGAAGGGACCCACUAUCCCCAAACCUUUCAAUCUGUCCCAGGGAAACAAAAGAAAACUCGAAGAAACCACAUCAGAAUAUGUGUCCCUUGCUGAGCAGGUAGAAGCAUUCCAAAAACGCACACCCUCUCGUUACCAUUUGAGGAGCAGGAAAUCCGAUGAAGGCCCAGUUCCAGGAAAGUUGGUGAAGGCUCGGCUUACAAACCCUAAAACGCCGGUGCUUCUAACAAAGCAGCGCUUCAGACCUGUCACCUGCAAAACUACAGCAGAGUUAGAAGCAGAGGAAAUGGAAAAAAAUCUACAGUACAAAUUCAAAGCACGAGAACUCAAUCACAAAAUCUUUGAGGGUGGACCACUCCUGCCCAAGAAGCCCCCUGUGAAGGAACUCACGCAACCCAUUGGCUUUGAGUUGGAAAUAGAAAAAAGGAUUCAGGAGCGCGAGAGUAAGAAGCAGCAGGAGGAAGAGCACUUUGAAUUCCAUUCCAGGCCAUGUCCCACGAAAAUCCUGGAGGACAUUGUGGGUGUUCCAGAGAAGAAAGCGCUUCCUGUUACAGUCCCCAAGUCUCCAGUCUUCACCUUGAAAAGCAGAACCCGAAUGCUGGGCAGAGAUGAAGAAAAGGAAAAAGAGGUGGUCCCUGUGAUCAAAGCUAACCCUAUGCCACAUUAUGGAGUGCCCUUCAAACCUAAAAUGCCAGAGCAGAGGCAUGUGGAAGUUUGCCCCUUCUCUUUCGAUGCUCGUGACAGAGAGCGGCAAAUACAAAAAGAGAAAAAAAUGGAAGAAUUACAGAAGGAAGAGGUGCCAAAGUUCAAAGCGCUACCUCUGCCUUACUUUGACCAUGUUAAGCUGCCAGAAAAGAAGGUCAAAAACCCAACUCAGCCUGAACCGUUCAAUCUGCAGAUUGAUGAACGGGGAGCUGCCAAGCUACAGAGCUGGAAACAGCAGCUUGAAGAUGACUUGAAAAGGCAGAAAGAGGCAGCAUGUUUUAAAGCUCGUCCCAACACAGUGGUGUACCAGGAGCCUUUUGUGCCUAAAAAGGAAAAUAAGCUGUUAUCAGAGAGCCUUUCUGGUUCUGUAGUUCCUGAAAGCUUUGAACUGGCAACGGAAAAAAGAGCUAAAGAGCGGCAAGAAUUUGAAAAACGAUUGGCAAAUAUAGAAGCCAUAAGGGAGAGGCAUCAAGAGCAGGUCAGACAGCGACAAGAGGCGCGUGAAAAGGAAGAAGUUGCUAAGCUAAGACAAGAACUGGUUCACAAGGCAAACCCAAUACGCAAAUACCGCAGCGUAGAAGUGAAGCCCAGUGAUCAGCCACUGACUAUGCCGAAGUCUCCCAACUUCUCGGACAGAUUCCGGUGCUGAUAUGCAACCAUGUGAUAAUGAUAAUAGGAGGGAGAUCCCAUCCCUCUCCACUCUCUUGAUACGCAGAGAGGGAACAGUUGUUUUUAUGUGACUGCUCAGUCUCAACUCCUACACUUGGUUCCAUUAUUGUAUAUUGAGUAGUUUAACUCCACCUGAGGCAGGUGGCUGAGGCACAGCAUACAGGCAGUGCCAUACUGUCUCCAUGGCCUUGCUUUGCAUCUAGACAUCUUGUUCUCCAAAGACUAAACCAGGUUUUGAUAUUGUAUACAAAUAUUGUGUACUUAACUAAAUAAAAAUUCCUAAUCUGA